UGCCAUUAUACAUGGCAUUAAAGUGGCAUAAAAGAUAGAGAAAUGUAAUCUGAUUUGUUCACAGCUCAAACAUUAAGACUCUGGAGUUUCUGAUUUUAGUGGAGUUUCUGGACUAUCUGUGAUGCACAGAAUAAAAAACCAACAUGAUUUGCUAAGUCUUUGCAACUGUCAAUGAGCCUCUAUUCAAUGCUGCUGUAUCUUGCUAGUGCUAGUGCUGUGUUUUUCCUCAGUGCUCCUCCACGAGGGCGCACUAGUAGAGCUCUUGUUUGGGGAAACACCCUCAGCGACGAAGUGUGUAGGGAACACAGAGGGGUGCACGGAUGUCGGAGAAUGCUAGAAACAAUACAUAUGGUCUGAGACAGACGAUCCCUCAGCAUAUUUCUGCUACCCGGUGAUUCGAUUCAUGCUGAGAAGAAACGAGCUUUGCUUUGCGUCGCGAGGCAGAGCGUGAGGAUGCUGUGGCGCGCGAGCGGCGUGUGACCCAAACCAACAAAUCUAACAUAUUAACGAGGAUCGAGAGUUCGUGUAUGUAGGCUCAAAUAAAACAAAGGCGUUUUCCCUCCUGUCUUGCAUCGGCAUGUUUUGUGACUGUUAGGGGCUGAGCAGUGGCGUGAUGAAGGCAUUGUGCACGAGCAGGUUCCUGAGGCGACUGUGUGUUUGUGCUGGACUCAUCGCCCUCAGCUGGCUUCUCCACGUAACAGAUCCCCCUGAUAAGGAUUUUGGUCUGAUCUGGUCUAAACGAAAACUGACUCAGCAGAGUGGAGAGCUGAACCAGACAUCAAGCAAACAACGAGUUGACAGCCUGAGUGGAAGCACUAAAGCAGCUUUAACAUGGAUAGAGAAAUGCUGUGAAGCGAUCAAUGAAUUUCCUGAAGAUGUUUUCACUAAGGAGCAGAGAAGGCAUGGGGCAUUGCUGCUGCAUAUCCUUUGUGCUGUUUACAUGUUCUACGCCCUUGCUAUUGUCUGUGACGUGUAUUUUGUGCCAUCUCUGGAAAAGAUCUGUGAGAACCUACAUCUAAGUGAGGAUGUUGCAGGCGCUACCUUCAUGGCAGCAGGAAGUUCUGCUCCAGAGCUCUUUACCUCUCUGAUUGGUGUAUUCAUCACUAAGGGAGACGUGGGAGUUGGCACCAUAGUGGGCUCAGCAGUCUUUAAUAUCCUAGUUAUCAUUGGGGUGUGUGGCAUUUUUGCUGGACAGACGAUCUGUCUCACGUGGUGGCCUCUCUUCCGAGACUCUGUUUUCUACAUCAUCUCAAUCUUAGCUUUAAUUCUGAUCAUUUACGAUGAGAAGGUUCUUUGGUGGGAGACUCUAGUCCUCAUAUCGAUGUAUGGAUUUUACAUCCUUAUCAUGAAAUUUAAUGGUCAGAUCUGGGGCUGGGUGGAACUGAAGUGUGGUAUACCUGGUCAGCCAUGUUUGGUGAGCAGCCUUCAGCAAGAUGUAGCACCAGAGGAAGCAAGCGUACACUGUGACACUUCUAUGAUCCUGAUGAAGAAAGAUCAGUGUGCAAGUGAACAGGACUCAGCUGUGGUGAUGGUGGAUGAGCUGAUGAGUCUGCAUCCUCACCAGUUCUCUUUAUCAGAGGCAAGCCUCCAUCUCAUGGUCACCCCAUUCUCUUUCUACAUACGCCUCAACAUAGCUGGAUGCAUGCUCAUCGCUGAGAGGCAGAGAUUGAUCAUGAGCCGGAGCUCAGGGGAAAGUUGCAGUGGCACAGGAGAAAUACCAGGUCAGGAGAGCCCGGGGAUGGAGGGAGCACCCUGGGGACUAGAAAAUGGUGAUAACAUGGACAGCGAGACUCAGCCGCUAGAAGAGACGAGGACAUGGGGCAAGGGGGGAACAAUGGAAAUGGUGGAAGACAUGGGGGAUGCACAACCCAAAGACACAGAAGAUGAAGAGGCAGAAGAAGUACAACCCUUCAAUCCCCUGAUUGUGCCAGGAGGAUGCUUUGAACGCGUGAAGUGGUUCCUAUCAUGGCCUUUAAGCUGUCUGCUUUAUUACACUGUACCCAACUGUUUGCUGCCACUCUGGGAGCGCUGGUUCAUGGUCACCUUUGUGGUAUCCACACUCUGGAUAGCUGUUUUCUCCUACCUCAUGGUGUGGAUGGUCACCAUCAUCAGUUUCACACUGGACAUUCCAGAUGUGAUUAUGGGCAUCACGUUUUUGGCAGCUGGCACAAGUGUCCCAGACUGCAUGGCUAGUCUUAUAGUCGCCCGGCAAGGUAUGGGAGACAUGGCUGUGUCCAAUUCAAUAGGCAGUAAUAUUUUUGAUAUUCUGUUGGGCCUCGGGUUCCCAUGGGCGCUGCGUACGCUUGUGGUGGAUUACGGGUCAACGGUCUUCAUUAAUAGUAGGGGACUGGUGUAUUCAGUUAUUUUACUGCUUGCUUCCGUCUUUCUCACAGUUCUCAGUGUACACUUGAAUCACUGGAGACUUGACCCGAGGUUAGGUCUGGGCCUUAUGGUCUUGUAUGGCAUCUUCCUUCUCUGCUCGAUCUGCUUUGAGAAGCUGUAGGUCACAUCAGACACAGCUAGUGAACCUUUACCCUGAAUAAUACGCCGGAUUUAUUCUUGAGGAAACAUCAAUUUACUGUAAUUAUUGUGUCAGAGGCAUAAAGAGCAGGUCCUGUGUGGGUCAAACAGUGUGGCUUUUCACACUUGUAUUAGUGAACUUUUAAUCCUGGCUAUUCAUCAUCUGAAGUUUUACACUGUAUAUUUCUAAACCCUGGUGUCAGCAACCAUAAUUGGAUAAAUUCAGCAUGUGACCAGUCUCACAUUUUCGCAUCAGUGAUGAAAUAAAACUCCUGUAUGCUCCAGUUGACAUAUGCUGUUAAAUUUCUGUUUUGGUGUCUUUUGCUAAGCAGCUAGUCAUACCAUUCAAACACUGCAUCAUUCCACACUGUAAAUGCACUGUUUGUAUGUUACCACAAUGUUUGGUUAGCAGGGUUUCACAACCCUGGGCAUCCUGCUUCUAUAGUCCACUGACCAGGGAGUGAGGUUUAGCCCGGAAUUAAUCUCAGUGUGAAAAGAUUAGUGAUUAAAGAUUCAAGAUCACAUUAAAGAGUUACUACACUUGUAUUAUUGUAUUAUUUAUGCUGCUGAUAAGAAGUAUUGAUAGACUUGGAAAUUAAAACAAUGCUCUGGCCCACAUGUUAUUUGCCCCCCACAGUGUUGUGUUUGAAGUAGCCUGUUGGUGAUUUUAAAUAAAAUUUUAUUUGGCUCACUAUUGCAAAAACGUGUAAUACUGAAAAAAUAAAAGCUCCAAGUUUGGACACUGAGUGUCACAAAAGCCAAAUCUUUAAACUUUGUUGCUUAGCCAUAUUUAAUAUAUUUGUAAUAAUAUUAAUAUCACUAUCACCAAUCAAUAUCAAGUUUUAUUCUAAAGGACUACAUUAAUUUUAAUGAAUAAAGCCACAUUAUGUAAUGGUUACAAAACACGGGUCACUUCACCUUUUUCUUGUAAAUUUUUUAGUCUAAAGAAUGUCAAAUGAUGUAGUAAUUAUGAGCAAGACAACAAAAAUGAUAGAACAACAUGUUUUGCAACAAGUCAGAUUAUUUAGAUGUAUGUAUUUCAUGAUGUAAUCCUUAAUUGGUUUGGGGGGGGGGGGGUAAAACAAAACUAAAAUAGACUUUUACAAUUUGUUCUAUUUCAUGCAUGUUUGGAGACAUUUUACUACAUGUGUGCACAUACCUUUGAACAAUAAUCUGUGUGGGUUUCACCUGGUUUUAGUUUUUGUCUAGUUUUAAAUUGCGAAUAAUCAGUGAAUGGAAAUGAACCUUGCUGAAAUUUGAAUAAAAAUUGGAUGAGGUGACAAGAGUAAACCUUAAAAGUGGAUACAUCAUUUUGAUGAUUUAAGCUGUUUAACUGCUUAUAAAUAAUAAUAACAAUAAUAACAAUAAUAACAAUUAUUGUUAUUAUUGUUAUUAUUGUUAUUAUUAUUAUGUUGCAGUAAUUCAAUUCUGACAUUUAUUUUGACCUUUUUUCUCCAAUCAAAACAUUUAGCACUAAAGUAGAUUUAGUAGUCAUAAUUAAUAAAGUAGUCAUUAUUAGUGGUAUUAUUGUUUAAUGAUUCUCACCGUUAAUUUUCAUGCUUUUUGUACUUGUCUUUUCUGUAUACUAUUAUGAUUUUAAGACCCCAUAUGGAUUCAUCACCUGUGUAAUGAUUUUAUCAUACACUGUAGCUUGAGUGUUUAUAGCAUUUAACAUAUUUUUAUAAUACACAACAUGUUUAUUUGGUUUACUGGAAUACUGGAGGAUUAAUUAUUCUCAUAUCACUUAUAUUGUUUGCUGAAAAUCGUUCAUUGUAGCUGAAGUAACUUCUGGUAAACUAAAAUGAGUUUCCUAUUGUCUGUUUUGAAGUGAUGUACGAACAUGUCUGAGUGUCUGUUUGCACUUUUCUUACACUUCUUACUGUAUUCUGAAAUAAUCUGUAUGUUGUUCAGAGUGCAAUUAAACACAUUAUGCUUCGAUAUAACACUUUAUAAAAGUCAUUUUUUGUUCAACAUAGCGUAAACAGCAGAUGUCAAAGUUUUGCAUCUAUUUAGUUUAAUAUAGAUCAGAAGUCUAUUAAUGCAGCUACUUAACUAUUUAAUAGUAAAUAUGUAUUUAUCAGAAAGGUGAAUGGGAAUUUUAAUUGCAUCUUAAUUAUAAUUUGCAUUAAACAUCUGAAACAAAUAAAAAUUGUAUUUCUG
This is a messenger RNA of Tachysurus fulvidraco (yellow catfish), 4680 nucleotides long. RefSeq names its product solute carrier family 24 member 6a (gene slc24a6a). Gene Ontology annotation, molecular function: calcium, potassium:sodium antiporter activity; calcium channel activity. Gene Ontology annotation, cellular component: membrane. Gene Ontology annotation, biological process: intracellular calcium ion homeostasis; calcium ion transmembrane transport. NCBI's taxonomy places the organism in Eukaryota, Metazoa, Chordata, Actinopteri, Siluriformes, Bagridae. The record is from RefSeq and is a predicted model, not a curated record.